AUGUCGUACCAACGCGGUGCAGGCUAUGGUAAGUCGCUCGCUCCCGCUCACUGGCCCACCUGCUCGGGUCCGAAGCCGAGUGAUCCGUCCACCUUGGCCUCGCUCGAAACGGCACGCACUUGCCCUACAACUCACUGACGAUCCAGUUAUAUUGCGCACUCUCCCGGACUGUGUCUCUUCCUUUUCAGGAGAUGGCGCGCUACAACAGCCGUCACGCUCCCCUCCGUCGUCCUCAUUGGUGGUGUCACCGUCCGCUUCAUCCGGGAACGAGAACGGAGACGGUCCGGUCCACAGCCACAGCCACAGCCAUGGCCACGCAUCCACCUCCCCACCCGAGAUCCCAGAUCGUUCGCACCGUCGAGCAGCAUCCAUUUCCAGACGCACAUCCUAUUCAAGACCGCCAGGGUCCUCUUCCCACCUCCAGCCUUCAACGUCGGCGCUGUCUGCGUCCCCUGAGGCGCCUUCGACGUUGAGGCGCAUGCCCAAGUCGGCCGUGUACAAUGAUCUGGCUUCGACCGCGCGUGGAUCGUCGGGCGACCCGCCUCAGACAAGCUAUUCAACCGCUUCGUCACAGUUCUCCACGCCCAAAUUCGGUGCGCCAAGGGAGUACCAACCCGACUCUCCGCUUACACCUACCAUGGCCUCGCAAACCUUGCCAAGUGGGGCCUCUGGCGCCUCGCACAGAGACCGAGACCGAACACCAUUCGCGACUCCGGAUCGCUCAAUAUACGCAAACCCUUCCGCCUCAACAGACAUAUCAGCAAUUUCUCGAUCGCGAGAAGCCUCGGUAUCUUCGGACUCCUCCCUGAAAACCGGAACGACGCCGAAACCACUGCACGAGCCUCCAAUCCUUAUGCCGAGUAGCAUUCUCAAGACGGCCGGCUCUAGAUCCCACCUAUCUUAUCCAACCGUCCAUUCGAGCGGGUCAAGCGUCGUCUCGGAGUCCUACGACAACAAGAGUGACACCGACUCGGCCGAAUCCUAUGGGUGGUCCGGUCUCGACGAUUCGACGCUGCAGCACGAACCGACAAAGUCGCCCUUGUUCGGCGAGGAGGCGAGUGGAAGCGGCUAUACUAACUCGGUGCUGAUGAGAGGGGUGACCACAGCCCGUCUGAGAACGCCAUCUCCUCCGGCAUCUCGAAGCGGUAUGCGUCGUACUAGGAGCAUCUCGAAGUCGGAUGCCGUCGAUGGGGAUCCGGCGGCGUGGUGGACGUCACCUGGGUCCGGCAAAAGGUCGAGCUUGAUGAGUCUCAAAGCCACCGACCUCGGAACAGUCAGAGCCGAGACUCCUGCAGCUGUGCCGGAGGAAAUUGAAAUUGGUCAAACUUUGAACUCCUUCGGGAUUGCAUACAUACCUCCCGAAAAUAGUGAGUCCCCGUGACCUGACGGGAGAGGCCUGACGCAAGGCUGAUAGCUGUGCUUCAAACCAAACUAUAGUCAAUUCCGGAGCGAGGCUAUCGACUUACGAGCCCCAACGGCCGUCCAGUGCUCGAUCGCGCGCCACGACUCCGGAUUAUCUGAGGGAACAAUCCCCUUCACGGCCGAGCGAGUCUGCCGCAGUUCCCGAGCAAGCCGCGGCUUGUGUACAAGAUUCCUCCCCGCUCUCCGACCCCAGUCUUGCGCCACCUUUCGUCGAGCGACCACAAGUGACCACAAGGCAACAGCCGCUAAGCUCGAAUCGGUCGGUAGAGCGCCCAGCACUGCUUGGGCCGAAGUCUUCCUCGUCCGGCUCGGACGAAUUGGUGAUCCCACCCAAGUCCCCAAACCGCCAGCCCUGUCCCUCGCUUCAACGAGACGCUUCGAGCCAGUCUCUCAGCGAAUCCGUGGGUGUGCUCUCACUCGCGUCUCCGACCACCUCGACGAUGGUCGAUACGAGUCCUCAAGUCGGCGGCAGCCCCAAUUCUCAGGCGGUCUUCGCGGAACGCAAAGCCAAAAGGCAGGUGUCUGCACCCGCACCUAGACCACAGAAGAGCCGACAUCGCGCCUCUGCCAGUCUGGUGGGCAAGCACAAAUUCGAUCACGAGACGAAAACACUGGCGCCUAUGAGCACACAAGCCGAUGUCGAAACAGCAAGUCCGAGCAGCGGCCAGGUGUUUGAGCUAGGCGCGGCUGAACGAAUCGCUGCCAGACCCACUCUUACGAUGCUCAGUUCGGCCGAGCCCCGCUUCUCAGUAGGGAGGGGUCAGCUCGACGAGCCCCCUAUGUCGGCUUCUGACUUUGCCUUGUCGUACGGCGAGUUCGACGCGGUAACGCCGAUCGAAAACCAUGAAGUCGACCAGGACGAAGAGCCUUCCACCCGAACUUCGCAUGUGCGCUCUCCAGCAGUAGCCGAUGAGCCCAUAGCUAUGGAUCUUGCACCUUCCAGUCCGUCCCAACCCACUGCUGCGACACUACGUCUCGCAACCGUGGCGACUCCGACCGCGUCGUCGAAACGAACACCGACACGAUCCGAAUCCCCGAAGGAUGGGAUUCAGAACCCUGCCUCGCUUUAUUCCCAAUUGACGGACACGAUCGCUGACGCUGCCAAUCUUGAGCACGAUCUCUACCUCGUCGAAGUCGGGAGCGCCGCUGCCGGACCCACUCCCUCCGAGCGCGAGCCCUUCCGUUCAGCAUCAAGGCUCCAACUGAUCGAUCGACCAGGUUCGGUCGCCGGUUUAAGUGAUGUCAACAGCGCUCGUGCAUCCAGCCCUGGCUUCAGCAGCGAGGACGUAUUCCACGACGCUACCGCCGAGGACGGUAUGAUGAGCGAUGUGAGACGGAGAUCGACGGGCAGCGAUGUUUCAACUGUUCCCGCGCCUGCUUCCAUCACGCCCCUCGGUCUGGGCAGCGUCAAGCUCGAUGCCAAAGCUCGAGCAGCCGCUUUUGUGGCUGAUCUAAAACGUGCACGAACAGCGGCUUCGGGGUCCUCCAACGGUGACCCGCCCGUCCCAUCGUCCCCCUUAAUGGCCUCGCCGAUGACCACGCCCGUCAUGACAUCCGACUCACUUGGAAUCACGGUAUCCUCGACAUCGCCGACGACCUACGUGGAGCCGGAGUCGCCCCGUGAGGUCCUGAUUCUCGAAGGUCACAACGAUUCCGGACGUUCCCAAAGACUCGAUGCCAAACCGUCAAGUCCUGCUCGUGCCUCGCCUGCGAAUGGACCUCCCUCUUUCUCGACCGACACGCCCCGACCGCUGACUCCGCAAGUCUUUGUCGGCGAAGAGUCUUUGUCGUCUCAGUCCGCCCUUCCGCCUGCUCAACUUCUCGCACCUAAUUCGGGGGCCAUCUCCAUCUCUGAUCGAACGCCGCUCGCGCCUAGCACUACCGCGGGACUGCCUGCUCGUUAUGACUCACCACCCCUCGCCGCUCCGGAGCCGCCACCACCGUCCCCUCCUCGGCUCAUGCUAAGGCGCAGAAGGCUUUUGCCGCCCUCGCUGCAGAUCAUCAACGAUCUCCGGCGGACGAGAACGGCUGGUGAGCGUGCGAACCUGUACGCGAUGAAGAUCCGCGAGCUCAGGAAGGAGACGAGCGGGAUUGCGACAUGGGUCGGCUUCAUUCAGCAUGGAGUUCACGAGCGUCAGUCACAUCGGUUAUCUGCUACCGGUACUGGCCCCUCAGUUCACUGAAUAAACAUAUUCAUUCAAUAUAGGCAUGAGCGCCCAAACGGUCUCACAGCUACCUAGGCACUCUCGUGAUGAGGGGUCCUCAGCCAGCUUCCCUACUCGACCGGAUGCGACGUGCGCCAGGGAAUUGCCUCCGGGGUCUUUCACUCGUCAAGACCUCGUCCCGACGGUACCAUUCCCUGGAGUUUUGGGGGCUGUUCAUCACUCACCUUCUUCGAGUCUUCCAGGUAUGUCGUCCCCCCCAAGCUCAUCAAGUUCAACGGCACGGUUCUCCACAUCUCAACUUUUAUCGAGCACGAGUCUCUCGAUGCGACCUGCGAGUGCGAUAAAGGACAAGGCAUAUUUUUUCACCUCGUUAGGACGAAGGGGUUCGAGGCGGGAAUCGGCUUCUGCCGCCGUUCCAACUUCCUCUACUUCCGUAGCACCACCCCCGCGACGCUUGAGUGUAUCUGCUCCUUUCAACGCCGGCCCGACGACGACGACGACGACGACGGCUUUGACAAGCGCGGUUCCUUUCAGUUCGGUAAGGUCUGCGGGCGCGGUGGCCGGUCCGAGACCCAUUGGGGGAGCAAGUUCUCUCCAUCCUGGACCCAAUGGAGGGAUCACUACCAGCUCAGCCCCAAUCCCUGUCUCUGCCGCGAGUCCAGUACUAUCAAUUUCUUCCAACGUAGCGAGCAAGACCUCCCACGAGUCCUUGAAUGGCACGACAAACCGGACAUCCUUCAUCAACGUCGGUGGGCAGUCCGCUGUAUCGGAGGCAAUGAACGCUCGAACCGAAUUGCUCGGAGAAGAACGCGAAGAAGAGGACGACGAAGAGACGAAGGAAAAAAUCCAGAGAUUGGUCGACAUCUUGCCCUAUGCACGGCCCGAACAGAUCCGCAGUGCGUUGAGAAGGGCGAAUGGGGAUGAUGUCUUGGCGAUUAGUAUCUUCUUGAGUGAUGAUCAGGAGUGA
Messenger RNA from Microbotryum saponariae, 4554 nucleotides. The record is from the annotation of a GenBank genome assembly. Lineage: Eukaryota; Fungi; Basidiomycota; Microbotryomycetes; Microbotryales; Microbotryaceae.